This is a messenger RNA of Harpia harpyja (harpy eagle), 7007 nucleotides long. RefSeq names its product BCLAF1 and THRAP3 family member 3 (gene BCLAF3). The transcript has 12 exons. The record is from RefSeq and is a predicted model, not a curated record. Gene Ontology annotation, molecular function: DNA binding; transcription coregulator activity. Gene Ontology annotation, biological process: positive regulation of transcription by RNA polymerase II. Gene Ontology annotation, cellular component: mediator complex. The coding region runs from base 174 to 2333 and encodes 719 amino acids. Lineage: Eukaryota; Metazoa; Chordata; Aves; Accipitriformes; Accipitridae.
CCUUUCUCUCCGCCGCGCCCGUGAGGGAGCAGCCGCGGCCGGCGCGGCACCGCCGGGACCCGCCCCGCCUCCCCGCCGGGCACCUGCUCGGGGCGGAGACGGCGGCGGUUCUCCGGCUCCGGUAGCGGGCCCCGCUGGCGCUUCAAGAAACUCAUAUAAACACGUGAGAGAAGAUGACAAGAUCUAGAUCAAGAUCACCACGAUGGAAACCAAGGUCCUUAUCUCCAGCAUUUAGGAGUCCAGAGCACCAUAGGCAAAGGCAUGCUCAUAUAAAUUAUGACUGUGAAUAUAAAAGCUUUCGUAAGGACCCAAAGAAACCUAUGCCUUGGAGAACAGAAGAUGAAAAAUACGGACAAAGCAAUUCCAGGUUUGCACCUUAUGGAAAUAACCACCAGAGAAUAUAUGAACGUAGAUCACCUUCACCAAACCUGAAAAGAAUUCCCAUGGAAGAUACUUACAGUCAUAAGCCCUACAGAACACAUUCAUCUGAAAGAACUGAAAGCAAUAGGAGAUGCCAGUUACCACCAAAAUACUCGGAAAUACCAUAUAAUGAGCAUGAUCGUCCGUUUUACCAACACAAAAUGGAAGACAGAUACAUGUUUGAGCACUACAAAGUCACUGGAAAUGAAAAAGGAAUGAAACCUUUUCAUAGACCGUUAGGGGCUUCAUGUCAACUUGAAAGAAAAUGGCAUGAAGAUGACUUGAGGCACCAGAGGUUACAUGAAGAGAAGUAUGGUCAGUCACCCAGAAGAGUUUCUGAUGAAUUUACGGCAAGGAGCUCUUUACAGAAGAGGUAUCCUGAAGAUCACGAUUACAGAGAAUAUGGGCACACGUCUAAAAGGGCUAAAGAAAUGGAGAGGUAUGACGGUGGAGAAGUAGCAAGAAAUUCCAAGUGGAAGCAAGAACGUUCUUUUCCACCCUACGAAGAAAAGGAGGAGCAAAGAAAUCUGGGUGCCCAGCCCCACCGAUCGGCUGAAAGGGAGUACUCGGAGGGUUCUGUCACAAAGAUAGCCUACGAGUACAGUCACAAACGGCGCAGGCAUCCGGAUGGGGAAAAGCUUUUUUCAGACAACAGAGCUCAGAAGUAUGUGAAGCAGGAAGACCAGAAAUACGGUUCUUCUAAGGGUGCCCGGAAUAGCAAAGAGUUAGAUUACUUUAGCGGUGGAAGAGCGAGACGGACUGAAGAAGGGCACUUCGAAGUACCUGUUAAAUAUAGUUCAAAGAAGGGCUGCGAUGCUUGUGUUAACUCUUCCAAAAUGGAUGUUGAUCUGAGAUCUUUUAAAAACAAACCGAAGGAAAGAGUAAGGAAAGAAGGGGAAUUCAGGAAAAAAGUAGAUUCCUCCGAUAGCCAGCAUGAUUCAAGUCAUACUGUUUCAGAUGUGAAAAUGUCAGAUGUCAACUGUAGGAGGGAACAUCUCACAAUCAAAGUGGAUAUGAAGAAAAUGGUGACCAAGUACAGGAAUGCCUCUAGUCAUACUACAGAGAGACAGAUGUCACGUGAUCUGGUUGCUGUUGGCAGGAAAAAUGAAAAUUUUCAUCCGGUGUUUGAGCACAUGGAAUCUGUAACACAAAAUGUUGAAAACGACCCAUCAAGAGAAUUUACUCAGGAAAUAAUCACAAUUAUCCAUCAAGUUAAAGCAAAUUAUUUUACAUCUUCUGACAUAACUCUACAUGAACGGUUCUCAAAAAUUCAGGAUAAACCAAUUGCAAAUAUGAAUGAAGUUAAAAUACGUUUGGAUCCAGAAAUUCACAGGAGGAUUGACAUGUCUCUAGCAGAACUUCAGAACAAACGAACUGUGCCAUCUGAAUCUCCCCAGAACAUUAUGAGAGUGUUAGAAGAUCCAAAUGAUCUACGGCAUGAUAUAGAAAGGAGAAGAAAAGAGAGGUUGAAGAAUGAAGAUGAGAGAGUGUUUCAUGUAGAUGGUGUAACUCCAAGGAACCAGCAAAGCUGCAGUCUUUCAAAAUUACAAAACUCUCAACUUGAUGGCUUCCAAAAGCCUAUGAGGUUCAUUAAGCCACCCUUCCGGAAAUUUAUUGGGAAACCUCACCUGAAUUCUUACUAUUCUUCAAAACCAAGUGAUACUUACCCUCACAGACGCAUUAGAGGACACCUUGAAAAUGCAGGACCCAUCAGAAGACACUUUAAGAGCAACUUUGCAGAUGGCCGUUUGCAAUCCCAUUAUAAAUCAGGCUUAGUACAGAAGGGUUUAUAUAUUCAGGCUAAGUACCAGCGGUUACGUUCUGUUGGUGUAAGGGGAUUUACCACUAAUAAAUUCAGAGAUGGAUUUUUGAGGAAAGAAAAGGGAAAUUUAAAUAUUGCAACAGAAACCUGAAUUGAGCUGUGAUCCUGAAGUUGAAACGGAUAACACAGUGAAGGGAGCAUCUGUUCAUUUUUUGACAACUUUGUCAAGACUUAAAAUAGCAUAAAGGAACUAACCCUGUAACUUGAUUAAAAAUAACUUUAUUUUUCAGUAGUCGAACGCUACAGAACUUUUUUACAGUUUUAAUAAUUGCUUUUAAAGUACAGUAUUCAAUUGAAACAUUGUAGUAUGUACCUUUAGUUCCUUUUGCAUACCAGUCUCAAGUAAAGAAGUCAUCGAAGGGAGUCUUAUUUAUUGAAUACUUUUUCCUCUAAGCAUGAUGUUACAGAUGGAACUUGAGUUGUUAUACCCAGAGGUUUAUAUGUUGAAAGUUUAUUGCUUAUGUAAUAAAAAAAAAGGAAAAAAAAAAAAAGUGCCUGAAUUGUUUGGUAAUAGCACAUUAGCUCAGGAUUUUCCAAGUAAUGACCUUUUAGGUUGUGCAAUAGAUUUUACACCUCUGUUCAGUCAUUUCCGUAAAACAGUAUUUUGUAUUGCUUUAUUUUAGUUUAAUAAUAUACUUGAGUUUCUGAUGUGUAUAUACAUUUGUAAAUUGUUAGAACGUUUGGACAACUUGCAGUAUUUGAUUAAAAUGAAUGGUAAGAGGCAGGUAUGUAAUGUACUGUAGCAGUAGCUUAUAACUGCACUGAAAGCAUGCUUGGGUUUGUUAGAGGAUUAGUUGCUCUGUAUUCAAAAUUAUUCUGUCUCAUUAUAUUUUUUGGUGUAUGACACUCUUGACCAAGCCACAUGUUCUCUAAUCUUUUUCGUCAUAAAUGACUUGGUGAUUUCCUGGAUUCUGAAAUUGGGGCCUGAAGUAUUUAAUUACAAGAAAAACAAAAAACGUAAGUUUUUAAAAGCAUGUCUUCUAACAAAGCUGUUCAAAAUUGAAACUGCUUUAAAUGCAGAUAGUUUGUAAUUUUGUUCAAAAUCCCAGUAAUUCUCUGAAGAUUACUGUACUGCAAUAUUGUUAUGCUGUGUGCAAAAAUCAAAUAGCCAGACAUGUUUUAUAAGCAGCUAUAAACAAUAUUGUGCUUAUUUCCUGUUUAUAGCCUUUGCCUUAAUAUAUUAUAGAGUUGUGUGUAUGUAUUGCAGAUUUGUUCAGACUUUUUAUUGCUGGUAAAUUAAAGAUGCAUAGCAAGUAGUUUUCAGAGAUGUUCUUAAAUAAGAAAAAAGUUGUUCACCAUAUCCACAAUAUAUACAGGCUAAUGUAUUUCCAUCAUUUCCAAGACAGUGUUAGCCAUAUAGAAUGCAGGCUAGUCUCUGUUGUGGAUAGUAGAUCAGAAUUCUAAUACUGGGUAGAGGUAUGUUCAGAGAAAAGGAAAUCUUUUGGUUUUGUUUUUUUUUUCUUUUUUUUUGGGGGGGGGGUGAUGGAAAGUCAGGAUGUGAUUCCUGCAUGCUUUUUUGUAAUGUUUUUUCCACAAUGCCUUCAGUAGAGAGGCUAUAUGAAAGUGUAGGUAUGGCUCAGAACAGCUGAAAUAGUGUCAUUUAAAAUCUUCAGUUCAUGGGGUGUACUGCUUAGUGUUCAUAGGGAAUAAGCAGGCAGGAAGUGUGCCACGUUCGUUGAUGUUAUGGUCAUUCAACAAUAACACCAGAUGGUUUGUUUCUAAAACCCAAGUUUUCAGUUUAAAUAACAAUCAUUAAUGAUUCAGCUAGUUUUUCAGUAACUUUGACGUGUGUACACAAAAUGGGAAGCUAAAGUAAAAGAAAUCCCUGGUCAAAUAGAGGCAGGCACCUUUCUGCAGAGAAGAAAAUACUUAUUUACUAAUGCUGUCAGUGAUGAAUCUGGCAAAAUCAUCCUGUGUAGAUUUACUGGGAAAUGAAAAUAAGGAAUUGAAACAACAGGUUAAGUGAGUCAACCCAAAGCGAAUGUGGAGUAGCUGCAGUUAAACAGCCUGCUGGCAGGGGAGUGCUGCAUGUACCCUGCAGAUGAGGGCAGGCUUACCCUCAAGCUGACAAGCUAUUCACACUGCUCCUGAAUGUGCUAAAGCACGUAAGAAGUGAAACCAUAUAUGAUAUAGGACAAACUACUGAAGCUAUAUUGUCUUAUUCAACAGGAUACUACUGUUUCUGUAAGCUUCCUGCAGUGUUCUUAUUAAAGCCUGGAAGAGAACUCGUUGUUGAGCAAAUGGGAAAAGUGGAUGCACGAAGAAACUUCUGACAUGGCAGUUUUGCUAACACUGUUUGGAAGUAAUGCUGAAGUAGUCAGACUUCAGUCAGUUAAUGCUGCUUUAACCAGGUUUAAAAGUGUGACUGGCUUCUCUGAUUUUGUGCUUUCUUGUUUUAUCUGUGCAUGACUAGGUAUCUCUAAUUUGUUUUGUACUUUAACAGUUUAGCUUUGUUUUUUAUGUCUACAACUGUGAGCAACAUAUUACAAACAAGGGGUUUUUGGCAUGUUUACUGACUUUGAUUUCCUCCCCACCACCCCUUGCCCACCCUUGGUCCCAAGAUGAAUGUCAUAUGAUGAAAUGUAGUCAAUGUUUCAGUUGCUUUAGCUUUUAUUUAGGGUGAUACUAUUUGCUCAAAUCACACUCUUUACUGAUAACUUUACUUCACUAAUUUGGGAUUCUGUCAUGAUAAAACUUCCUGUAUUUUAUAAAAUUCAUACAGAAAUUGAAUUCUGAGACUGGCUUGGGUGCUAGAGGCAUCUACUCUGUGAUGUUUUCUCGUGUGAGACAUUGCUGUAUAGAUUUAUCAUGAAUUACAGAGACUUGUGUCUAUAUACUCAUACACAAAUCAACUUGCUCAUUCUUUUAGCACAGAAGAGUUCUGUUGUACUGGAAUGUGUCUGGUUGAGAGCAAUGUGUUGAAGUUACCGAUUGGGUUGUUAAGGCACAAGAAAAAGUGUUAAGUAGAAGAAAGGUCAAAUUACUUGAAUAACUUGGUGCCUUUCUGUAUUGUGACUGCAUUGUAGAAAACACCUGUACAAAGACUUAAGUAAUAUCCUGAGUAUUGCAUUGUUUCUAAUGGGAGCAUGGACUGAUAACAGUUGUUAAAAUAACCACUUUAAAUAUGUGUGUAAGCCUCAGCCUCAGAAGGAAAACAGUAUCUCUUGUAUUAGUAGUCUAUCACUGCAUUUGCAUUGGAAGGGCAAGUUAAAAAUGUGAUUGUCUAAGAGCUUUCUAGCUUUCUGUUUUAUACUUCGAAAAUAUACACGUGAAUUGCCUUUCUUUUGGUUAACUUGAAAUGGCUGUUAAAUGCUCAUGUCAUAUUCUCAAUUGUUCACAUGUGAAAUUUUUUUAAUUGCUAUCCACAAUGUAAUGGGUUUAAUAAGACUAGAGUCUUCCUUGUAAGUGUCUGAAAUAAUGAAGUUGUUGUGAUGUUAGCAUUUAUAUUGCUGAUCCAUUUAAUCUCUACAUAAAUUGGUUAGAAACCUCAUUUUAAACUUUGUGAUGAUUGAGUUCACAAGGUUAACAAAAUUCUGGGGCUAGUAAGAAGCAACACAUUGCAAGGCUUCUACAAGCCUGCCUUAACUCUGAUAAUUACUUAUCUGUUUAAAAUCACCUUACCUGAUGGAUUUAGAUGGUCUGGAGACCUGGACAUAACUGUCUCAACUCAGGUAACUGAUAGCAGAGGAUGGGAGUAAAUUCAGCUGAUCGCCAGUUGUGUUAAUGAUUUACCUGCUGCCUUUUCUCCCAGGGCCUCAGGGUGAAAUGCUGAAUUUUCUUCAUAUGAACUUAGUUGCUUUAAAAACAAAACAAAAACCAAGAUUAUACUUUUGUGGCAUUAAAAAAGGCAAGGUUCUCAAAGCUUGCUUGUUAUGCAUCGGAAGGUCAUAUUCUGCCAUGUCUUGGAAAAGGAUAGCGAGAGUUGCUUGGAGAAGAUGAUUAAAGAUUAUAGCAGAGAGAGACUUGAUUUCUCAGUAUUCACCUUAGAAGAUUGUAAAUAGAGGGAGUUCUUCAACUUACUUGCUUUCUGAAGGGAUCUUUUCCCAUGUGGUGUAGAAACAUGCCUCUUGCCUUUCUUUUAAGCAUCUGAACAGCAAUCUACAAAGUUCUCUGUGGGAGAGCUCUCUAAAAGAAAGACUUCAGACUUGCAUCCUAAUGAAUCUGGGAAAAAAAAAAAAAGGAUGUUUCUGCACAUAACUCUGGCCCUUGACAGACUUCAUUCCAUUGCUGCAGGAUUUGAAGAUAGGAGGUUCUUCAGCUUCCUUACGAAGGGAAAAAAAAAAAAGCCAUUUCAAGAUGUUUGAAAGCCUACUUGUAACACUUACUCCUUAAUAGACCUUAAGGAUAGUGAUGAACAUUUAAGUGUGUUCUGUUUCAAGCGUGGCGAACAUAAAUUUUCAGUGUUAAGAUCAGAGAAAACUAUUGUCGUCACACCUGCCCCUUCCUUCCGUGCCUGAUGGUUUUUGUUGUUGGAGGGGUUUUUGAGUAGGUAUUUAGCCAUGUGGUUUAAUAGGUCUGUGCUGCCUGCCACUUUAAUACAGUUUUCUGUUCACUGUUCAUUGCUCUGAAUUUUGUCUAAGGAGUCUAAAUCUCAUGUUGUCUUUUUAAUAUUUCAUUCUCUGUAAAUAAUGUAGUAGAUGGCUUUUAUUUUGUGACUGGAUUCUCUUAUGCCUUUAUUGUUGAGGGAAGAGAUGGGGUGGAAACAGUUGUUGUUUGAGUAUGCUCUUCAUGGAAUAAAAAAAGCCUCAUUGUUUUGUUUUAAGAA